This is a messenger RNA of Esox lucius (northern pike), 2176 nucleotides long. RefSeq names its product C-X-C chemokine receptor type 5. The record is from RefSeq and is a predicted model, not a curated record. Gene Ontology annotation, biological process: immune response; G protein-coupled receptor signaling pathway. The coding region runs from base 165 to 1298 and encodes 377 amino acids. Gene Ontology annotation, cellular component: membrane. Gene Ontology annotation, molecular function: G protein-coupled receptor activity. The transcript is spliced from 8 exons. NCBI's taxonomy places the organism in Eukaryota, Metazoa, Chordata, Actinopteri, Esociformes, Esocidae.
UAGUUCAAGAACCCUACCAAGAUCUCAUAUUUGAUUCUACCAUGAGGUGGGAUACCCAACAUAAGAAUGAAGAGCAAUGAAAAUACACCACAUGAGAUCACCUACAAAAUACUACAACUUUCAUCUCGGACACCAAAAGUCUGUCCAGGAGAGACUGUUACAACAUGGGAGAAGCCAAAGGUAUUGUUUAUGACAAGGAAGAUUUUGAGGGCAUUUUCAGUGGCUACGACCAAGAUGAGGGUCCUAACAUAAGCAACAAUGCGAUGCACCAGUUCACUUGUGAUGACAGUGCAGGUCUCAAGGGUUUCCACACCAUCUUCCAACCACUGGUCUACAGUGUAGUGCUUCUGCUGGGAGUGACAGGUAAUAGUCUGAUGAUGACGGUGUUGCUUAGGAGCCGUGGCCACCUGAGAAUCACAGAAAUCUACUUGCUUCACCUAGCACUGGCCGACCUUCUGCUUUUAGCUACCUUCCCCUUUGCCCUGGUACAGGUAUUCAUGAGGGUGGUGUUUGGAGACGUCCUUUGUAAGCUGUUAGGAAUGUUGAACAGACUCAACUUCCUGUCCAGCAGUCUGCUCCUGGCGUGUAUUAGCUUUGAUCGUUACUUGGCCAUAGUGCAUGCUGUCCCCAGCCUCCAGAGUCGCCGUCCCAGGAACGUUCACCUAACCUGCCUGACGUUGUGGUUGCUGUGUCUGGCCCUGUCCAUUCCCAACAUGGUGUUCCUGUCUGUAGGGAAGAAUCAGACAGACCCAUCACAGACCCUCUGCUCCUUCUACAGCCACGGUAUCCAUGCCAACAACUGGCGUCUGACGGAUCGUGUCAUGACCCAUGUGCUGUGCUUCUUCCUGCCUCUCGGGGUGAUGACCUACUGCUACACAGCUGUGGGGCUGAGCCUGUACCGCAGUCCAGCACGCCAGCGGAGCCAGGAGAAGAAGGGGGCCAUCCGCCUGGCCUUUCUGGUCACCGCCGUUUUCUGCCUCUGCUGGCUGCCAUACAACAUCACUGUGCUGAUGAAAACGAUGAUUGACCUGAGGCUGGUGCAUGGGUUGGACUGCCAGGCCUUGACCAGAAUGAAGAUAUCCCUGGUAGUGGCGGAGAGUUUGGGCUACUCACACUGCUGCCUCAACCCACUGCUCUAUGCUUUUGCCGGGCAGCGGUUCCGCCAGGACCUGCUGAGACUGCUGGUCCGCUGGGGCUGUGGACGGGUGUGUGGCAGGGUUGUCAUACAGACUAGUUCUAGUCGGGCAUCAGCAUCCUUCUCUGAAGGACUCCCUACAGCAACCACUAACAUCCUAUAACCAGAUUUCACCCUAUAAAGAUCCAGGUCUAAUACCCUCAUAUGACUUGGUUUAAAACCCUCAUGUGACCAGGUUUAACGUCUUUAAUAUCCAGGUUUAAAACCCUCAUGUGACCAGGUUUAACAUCUUAAAUAUCCAGGUUUAAAACCCUCAUGUGACCAGGUUUAACAUCUUAAAUAUCCAGGUUUAAAACCCUCAUGUGACCAGGUUUAACAUCUUAAAUAUCCAGGUUUAAAGCCCUCAUGUGACCAGGUUUAACAUCUUAAAUAUCCAGGUUUAAAACACUCAUGUGACCAGGUUUAACAUCUUAAAUAUCCAGGUUUAAAACCCUCAUGUGACCAGGUUUAACAUCUUAAAUAUCCAGGUUUAAAACCCUCAUGUGACCAGGUUUAACAUCUUAAAUAUCCAGGUUUAAAACCCUCAUGUGACCAGGUUUAACAUCUUAAAUAUCCAGGUUUAAAACCCUCAUGUGACCAGGUUUAACAUCUUAAAUAUCCAGGUUUAAAACCCUCAUGUGACCAGGUUUAACAUCUUUAAUAUCCAGGUUUAAUACCCUUAAAUGACCUGAGGCUUAUACUACGAAGCAGGAUUUGGGGUUAGCUACCGUCAGUGUCACGACGUUGGUUCACUUGUUACCUAGUUAGGCUACGUUGCCAUAGUAAGUUCUGCACACCCAACCUACUCCGGAGCAGGUUAUAUUCAUUAGCGUUAUUUUAGCCGCAGGAUAUUAUGCUGGCAGCGUUCAGAUUUUCUUUUUCAAAAUAAAAGCCAUAAAGUAAAUUUACAAGGCAAUAUUGUUAAUAUAGUCUGUAAAAAGAACAGACAAGAACAACAUUAGAAUGGACAUUAAACCAAAAAUGUACUGAAUAGAUUUUUAA